AUCAGAUUUAAAUUGGAUUUCAGUCUACAGUAUCUUGAUUUGGUCCGUCAGGGCUGCCAAACCUGAACUAAGCCUAUCGAAACUACUUCAGAAUAAAUUGUGAUUUUCCUGAUUCAUGCCGAACUUGGAUAUUCGGCAAUUGGGCAACAUGCCCGCCAAUACCGCUGGUUUGUGGAAGCGGGUGACCUUCCUGCUGGCCCUUCCGGCCAUUGUCCUGUGCGCCGUAAACGCUUUUUCCGGACACAAACACGUCGAACGAGAGCCAUUCGCUAAGUAUGAGUAUUUGAGGCGCAGGACCAAGCGAUUUCCAUGGGGUGACGGCAAUAAGAGCUUCUUUCACAAUGCCGAAGUGAAUGCCUUGCCCGAGGGUUAUGAGGAUGAAGUUGCUGAAGGGGACUAGGAUUAUCAUUUGUGAUAACCUUUUUGUUUCGAUUUUUCGACAAAACGAACGUAACUACUCCAGAAUACCCUUCGGUUAAUGGUUUUAUUUUGGAUUAAUAACUAUUAUAUCAACUGUAGCCCAUGGUUUGCAGAUUCUUCCGAAGUAAUAAAUUAAUCAUUGAGAUCUGA
Molecule: messenger RNA, 570 nt
Organism: Drosophila eugracilis
Lineage: Eukaryota; Metazoa; Arthropoda; Insecta; Diptera; Drosophilidae
Gene: COX6AL
Product: cytochrome c oxidase subunit 6A1, mitochondrial
Exons: 2
Coding region: 116-400 (94 amino acids)
Biological process (GO): mitochondrial electron transport, cytochrome c to oxygen
Cellular component (GO): mitochondrial inner membrane
Molecular function (GO): enzyme regulator activity
Source: RefSeq, a predicted model, not a curated record